AUGGAUAUAGUGGAUAAUAUCAUGGACAGAUACAGGGAUAGGAAUAUCCCUAUAGAAAAGUUUGAAUUAUCAAAGUCUUACUAUAGUUGUCCUUCUAGAAUUGUCCCUCUGUUUUAUAGGUGGCUUGACGUUGCACUUGAGAAUGGUGUAAAAUAUUUGGUGUUUAGAAUCCGCAACCUCCCAUUACCUAUUUUCACAAUCUUGGCAGCAAAAUCUUUAAAAGAAUUGGUUCUGACCAACUGUGAUCUGACACGUGCCUCAUUAUCUAGCGGUGUGGUGAACUGUCCUUCUUUAAGAAAGCUUUCUCUAAUUAGGGUAUAUUUAGAUGAAGACAUGCUUCAUACUCUACUUAAUAGCUGUCCGAUGAUAGAAUCUUUCACCCUAAAAGAUUGUAUGGAUUUGAUAAAGAUUGAGCUACUAAAUCUUCAAAAGAUCAAGUCAGUUUCCAUUUGGAACAAUAUUAACCAGCAUAUUAAGAUCGAAGCACCAACUCUUGAACACUUGUCUUAUUCUGGUUAUCCAUGGGAAGAAUUGAAUGUUGUUGAAUGUCAGAAUCUGAAAUCUUUAGAACUAUCACAUAUGUAUAUAUAUGAUCCAUCAUUUUACAACCUUAUUUCUAGAUGUCAAUCACUGAAGGUCUUAAAGUUUCAACAUUGUUGGUGCACAGGGAGGAUUGAGGCUCCGAAUUUGGUAUCGCUUGAGUAUAUGGGGGAUCAAAUUCCUGAACUCAAAAUUGUACGAGAGUCAAGCCAAUUGGAGCACUCAAAAAUCAUUCUUCUUCGAUUCUAUGAAAAUAUAGAUGCUUCAUGGUUUUGUAAGUUGAGGAAGUUUCUAUCAAAUUUGAUCUCUUGGUCUCAAGUCUCCCUUUAUUUUUACCAAUGCGGUGAGAUCAACGUGAAAGAUUUGCAAUUGGAUCACAGAGUUGAUAUCCCAUAA
Molecule: messenger RNA, 936 nt
Organism: Capsicum annuum
Lineage: Eukaryota; Viridiplantae; Streptophyta; Magnoliopsida; Solanales; Solanaceae
Product: putative FBD-associated F-box protein At5g56690
Exons: 1
Coding region: 1-936 (311 amino acids)
Source: RefSeq, a predicted model, not a curated record